Rotaria sp. Silwood2 is the source of this 3657-nucleotide messenger RNA. The record is from the annotation of a GenBank genome assembly. NCBI's taxonomy places the organism in Eukaryota, Metazoa, Rotifera, Eurotatoria, Philodinida, Philodinidae.
AUGGAUAAAUUUUCACGAACAACAUUUUCAAUAAAUUUUAAUGAAUCAUUUAAUUCAUCUGAUCCUAUUUUAAAUCCAACAACACCAUCAACAUUUGAAGUUAUAGGAAAUGAAAUAAUUGAUUAUUUUGAAACACAUCGUGAACAAAUUCCAUUAUUAGUUAUUGUUUAUUUAUUAACAAUAAUAUGGAUACUUUAUCUUAUAUUAUAUCAUUCACGUAUUCAAGGUAUUAUAUUAUCAUAUAUAUUAAGACGAUUUAUUUUUAAAGAUUCAACAGAAAUUAAAUUUGAUUCAUUUUCAAUAUCAUUUAUAUCUGGUGCAAUUAUGUUUAGAAAUUUACAUUAUACAACAGGAAGUUAUUUUGUUUUUGUUAAAGAUGGUUGUUUAGUUUUUCGUUAUUGGUCAAAAACAAAGACAAAACCAAUAAUACGUUUAAAAAUUAAAUUAUAUCAUCUUGAUAUACAAUUUUUUAGUCCAAUACGUUCAAGUACAUUAUCAGAUAGUAAUAACAAUAAUAAUCUAGCAGAUGAUUUACAAAGAGGAUCAAUAAAUGGAAUUUCAACGAAAGGUGAUGAUUCACAAAGUGAAAAUACAAUAAAAAGUAGUGAAGAUGGUUUAUUUGUUAAACGUCUUCGAAAUCUUUUUCCAGCAAUUGAAAUUAAAGUUGAACAUGGUCGAAUAUCAGCUGGACAUGAUACAUUACCAUAUGGUUUAUUAGUUCGUUUUAGUACAAUGACAAGUACAUUUACAAGUAUAUCACCAUCAAGAAAUGUAUCACAAAUUGAUUUAAUGACACUUAUUUAUAAUUUAAAAUAUCGAAAUCUUCGUAUUCAACUUUAUCCAAUUCGAGUUUAUAAUGGUCCAUCACGUGAAAUACCACCACCUAUACCAACAUCUAAACCAGCUGAUAGUGGUAUAUUUCAAGUAUUUGAAUGUCUCGAUGGUGAACUUGAAUAUGAACAAGAUGUACCAGGUAAAAUGAUUGAACUAACAGAUAAUAGUGAACCAUUACCUGAAUUAACAUGGGAAUUUCGAAUAAAAUGUAAUAAAGAAGCUAAAAUUGCAUAUGGACCAUGGGCUGAUAGACAAAGAGAAGUAUUAUGGCAAUAUUUUUUUCCAACAUUAUUUGAAGAUUGUCCAGUAACACCUGAACCAUUAGUAGGACAAACAAGAAUAUUUAAAACUGUACGUUUUAAAUUAUGGCUUUAUUGUCCAACUAUAAUAGAUCUUUAUUUUAUGUCUAAAAUGACACUUCAUAAACUGCAUGCUGAAAUACCUAAUCAAGGUUCAUAUUUUGAUGCAUCAUUUCCAUUUUCAACAAAUCCAGAUGGUUUUGAUACAAAUAUAUCUAUGAAUAUUAAACAACCAAUUGUUCAUACUAAUCUUUCAUUUACACAAUUAUUUAAAGCCGAUGAAAUUGAUCCAAUAAUUCCAUCACCAUCAACAAACAUUCCACCUCCUACAACUUCUUCAAUCGUUCCACAAUCAUCUAGUUCAUCAUCAAGUAGUAUAUUUGAUGGAUCAAUUGAUCAUGUAUGGAUAUCAUUUCCUGAACCUCCACAUCAUACACAUUCAACAUCAAAUUCUUCGAAACGACCACGUAUAAAUACAACAAGUAAUAUUCAACAAAUUCCAACACCAAAAAAAUUAUUUUCUUAUACACGUUAUGAUUGGAAUUUUCUUUCAACAUUAUCUCCAACUGUUCUUGGUUGGUUUUGUGUUAUAAAUCGUAUACAAGAACCAAUAGAAAAUUUUCUUCGUAAACGUGAAAAACGUAUUGAUGCUAUAUUAGCUUUUUUUCUUAUUGAAAUAACACCAUCAUCAACAUUAUUACAAAGUAAAUUAUAUGAAUUAUUUACACCAAAAACAAAAUAUCUUCUUGCAUAUCCUGUUUGUCAACUUGUUAGUGAAUUUCGAAAAAAUUUUAAUAAAAAUACACAAAUUAAUAUUAAUUUACAAGCAAAUAUUAUUCCUGAAUUACAAAUACUUAAACAAGGUAUACGUGAAUCAUGUCGAGGUUGGGCACAAACAAUAAAACAACAACCACAUAAAACUAUAGUUCAACCACCAUCAUCAACAAUAACAACAUCACCUAUUAAUAGUUUAUUACCAACAAAUAGUAAUGAUCAAGAACAACCACCAGCUGUUGUACGUGCUCCAACAAUGGUUGAUCGUGUUCAACGUUUAAUUGGACAUGAAUUUGUUCGAACUCAUCCACGUCAUUCAUUAAUAACAUCAAAUAAACAACAAGAUGCUAUAGAUAAUAUAAUGAUGAAUGGUUCAAAUGUUCGACGACGUAUGACAAUACAAAAUCCACGAUCAAAUAUAAAUAAUAAAGAUGCAAUUAUUGAAAUGGAUCAUGAUCAUAAUGAACCAUCAUCAUCAAGUCGUGAACAUCGACGUGCAUCAAGUUUUCUGGGUGAUGCUAUGCGACGUUUUGAACCAACAGCUAAUGUUAAUAAUACAAAUGGUUAUAAACGUUUAAGUAUUGGUCUUGAUGAAUCUGAUUUUGAAUGUAAUACAAAUAAUAUACGAUUAAAUGAUAAUAAUCAUGAUGAUUUAUAUAAUGAAACAACUUAUUAUACAGAUGUUGGACCUGAAUUUGUUGGACCAGUUGAACAAUUAUUUAAAAUUUUACUUGAAUAUGCUGGUGUAGAAUUAUCAGUAACAUCAUCAAUUGAACCAUUAUUUAAAAAAUUAGGUCAAAAAGUUCUUGCAUCAGCACAAAUAAAACGAUUUGAUGUUAAAAUUUUACCAAAUGAACCAACAACAAAUGAAAUACAAACAUUAAUAAAUAAUUCACCAUCAUCUCUAUCAACAGUACAAUUUCGUUUACCACAUAUACGUUCAUCAAUAUUAAAUACAUCAAAUGAAUUAUCUAUACUUUCAGUAACAAAUUUAAAUAUUCAAAGUGUUUUUCGACAAUCUCUUGAACAUGAUCAAUUACAUUCAGCUAAUGUUCAAGCUGGUAUACGUGUUCAACGUGUACAACAAGAAGUUAAUUUAUCAUUUAUACGUCUUGUUUAUCAAUUUUAUACUGUUGUUGAUAAUGCACUUGAAUAUACAGGUAUUGAUGAAAUAACAAAAUCAGAUACAAAUCCAAUUCAACAACAACAGCAAAAUGAAUUAAUUAAUAAUUCUGUACGAAAAAAUACAAUAAAUAAUUAUCCUGAAAGUGGUCUAGAAAGUCUUGUUUUAAAAAAUAUUCAACAAAAUAUUCUUCAUGUUAAAUCACAUCAUGAUGAUGAAGAUUUAAAUAAUCCUGAAAGACAAUGUUGGAAAAAAUUACGUGAACUUGUUGCAAUUUAUGGUACGUUACCUGAAAUUAAACAAGUACAACCACCAAUAUCAACAACAUCAAGAAAACAACAACGUAGUGGUUCACAACCACCAAAUGACAAUUUACCACAACAAAAUACAAAUACAUCAUUUAAAUAUUUACAAAAUCAAACACGUAAUCUACAAACAAAUUUAGCAAGUGAUACAAUUUUACUUUCAUCAUUUGGUUGGUUAAUUAUUGAUGAAAUUUAUUAUGCAGCAUCAUUAGGUGGUCUAAAAGUUGAUGGUUGUAUGGGAAAAGUUCAAGGUAGUGUUAGUUUAUCACAAAGACUUCGAGCUUUACCAUCAACAACUCGUAAUCAAAAUACGAAAAAGUAA